This is a messenger RNA of Alternaria metachromatica, 783 nucleotides long. RefSeq lists its product as uncharacterized. The transcript is spliced from 2 exons. NCBI's taxonomy places the organism in Eukaryota, Fungi, Ascomycota, Dothideomycetes, Pleosporales, Pleosporaceae. Bases 1 to 783 code for a protein of 260 amino acids. The record is from RefSeq and is a predicted model, not a curated record.
AUGCUCGGCCUCAGUUACUACCACGCUCAGAUAGCGAUCGCCCACUUCAUCUGCUGCCUCAUCGCCGGCCUGACAGUCUGCACACGCGUUUACGCCAAAAAGUCGACGAAACAAGGUCUUAGGAGAGACGACUAUCUCAUCCUGUGGACGCUGAUCGUCUACUGGGCCGCCAUCAUCGUCGCCCUACACGAGAGCUUCACAAACUUUGGACCCUAUACCAAAACCGAGAUCCUAGACAUGCACUUGACCGCUGCCUCCCCCCAGCUGAUCCAAUACCGUAAGGCCAUGCUCACCGCCUUCCUCCUCGGAAUAUGGUCUCAAUUCACCUGCAAACUCUCCAUCCUCCUCUUCUACCGGCGCAUCUUCCGCACCUGCACCUUCCACCAACGCGCCUCACUCUACCUAAUCAUCUUCACCUCGCUCUGGUGGGCCACCGCCGUCGCCGCCAUGAUAUUCGUCUGCCGGUCCUUUGUCGUCAGCUCCCAUAGCCCAACUGAAGCCGUCAAAGUGGCUGCUGAGCGGGAGAAAUGGAAGGGAAAAUGGCCGCAAGUAUUCCAGGCUUUUCUCGCGCUCGACGCGGCGAAUGAUUUGGCUAUCUUGCUUGUGCCGAUAAGAACGGCGUUUACGCUGCAGAUGGCAAGACGGGCGAAGGUUGAGCUUGUGGGGGUGUUUGCGCUGGGUGGGUUUGUAGUUGUUACUAAUGUGGUAAGGAUUGUUGAGUUUUAUACGAGGCGGAAAGAGGAUCCGAAUGAGAGUGGGUCUUCCAAGGUUCUCUUGCUUUGA